CUGACCAGUAGCACAGCGACAGACGCUCAGGUGACAGGAGAGAAGGCACUCGCUCACGUAGAGGGACAUGUUGAGAAGGGGAGGGACAGUAACAGAUGGAAAUAUCCUGUAAACAAAUGAAGUACAGCUGAACUAAGACACACCUGGAACUUCACAAAAGGAUACCAGAGGAUAGCAGAGGAACCGAAACUGUCAGCAGUCUACGUUGAACACUCCAGAUAAGUUCAUGGUUAGAGGGGAAGGCAUGUGAAAAAGGCAGCACAUGUUGAGGACUGACAAAGAUAGCAGAGAAGAGCAAGAGAGAGCGACACUAAAGGCAAAACAAGCACUGCAGGGAUCAAGAGAGGCUCAUCUUAAAGGUCUGAGAGGAUUUUUCCAGCAGCUUCAAAGAUCUUCCCAUCAUGGCCUCAAUGGGGAUGCAGCUGCUGGGCAGCAUCCUGUGCCUCCUGGGCUGGGUUGGGGUCUUCACCAGCUGUGUGCUGCCUAUGUGGAAUGUGACUGCCUUCGUGGGCAGCUCCAUUGUGACCUCUCAGAUUAUCUGGGAGGGCAUCUGGAUGACUUGUGUGGUUCAAAGCACAGGAUAUAUGCAGUGCAAACCCUAUGAGUCCCAGCUGGCUCUCAGCACCGACAAGCAGGCCGCCAGGACGCUCAUGAUCCUCGCCAUCGCUACAGGCAGCAUUGGCCUCAUCCUGGCCUUCGUGGGUGGAAAAUGCACCCGCUUCUUGGAUGAAGAAGGAAGUGGUGCGAAGGAGAAAGUGGCCAUAACAGCGGGGGUGGUGCUGAUGAUCACAGGGCUCCUCUGUUUGAUCCCAACGGUGUGGGCGGCCACGACGGUGGUGAAGAACUUCUACAGCACAUCCAUAGAUGCUCUGAAGAUGGAGCUGGGAGCUUGCCUCUACAUUGGCUGGGGGGCAGCGUUUCUGCUCAUCCUGGGAGGGGGUCUGUUCAUGAAGUCCUCUUGCCCAGGCAAAGCCCACGACACGGACAAGAGCCCCUCAGCUCGCUAUGUGGUAGUCCGAUCCUCUAAUGGAUCCUCCCGCGCUGGCUCCCGUCUCUCCAGGGUGCCGACGGCGCUGGCUCAACCCAUCAAACGCAUGUCGCCCAGGCCCCAAAGCUCUGGGGCGCCACCCUCCUAUCCUCAGCUGUUCUCUAGGCUGGGAUAUGAUGUCGAAUCCCAGCAGAACGUGAGAGAGGAUUCAGAGAGAUCCUGGGCUCCAUCGACAAAGUCUCAGAUGAAAAGGUCCGAGUCGAGAAAGUCCGAACACAGCGACGCGCCAUCAACAAAGUCUCAGUUGAAACGAGCUGAAAUGGAUGAUGAAACUUUAUCAGCUGCCAGUGAAAAUGAAGAUGCAGCAGCAAACCCAGAGAAAACAUACCUGUAAUAUGAGCACUAGAAGAAGGAAGACUUCAGUUUACAUUUAGUUUGCAGUUACUUAGUAGUUCAAUGUUUUAUAGAUGAUAAUGUUUCAUUUUGAUAUAAUUAUUAUUUGUUGUGUUUAAUGUGAAGGACGUUUAUCAAAAUGAAGGAGACAAAAAUAAAAUGUAACAUUUUAUGUGCGCAUGUACUGAUUGUCACAAGUAAAACAAGUGAAGUAUGUACAACUUGUGAUGAAUGAACUUGUUUAACUUGAAUUGUUGGUUUUAACUCGCCAUGGUAAUGUGAGAUAUUGCACUGCAUCAACUGUUUUUUAGUGUUUUAAUGCACUGAAUAAAUUUUUAUGUAAUACUUUACCUCAGGUUUUGGGGUUAUUUUUUUACUUUAUCUUUCAAAUACAUAGCAACUUGAAUGACUAUGAUUCUUUUUACUUCUUUUUUAUUACUUUAUACACUUAAAUGUGUUGAAAUAAAUGCUCUUCCUAUUACACAACAAAUGUUUCUGUAAAUACUUUUCAUCAAAGCAUUUAAUUGUGAUUAUAUUUUUAUUUUAGCAUAUAACAGAAAAUCUAUUGCCAAUUUAUUUUUCAAUAAAUGCAAAAUGUGAACGAAUAUAUUGUAUAUUGCUUUCUUACUAGUCAUGACUAAUUAAGGAAUAAAUGUCCAGGAGAAUCACCUGGACUACCGGGCUUGCUUUGGUAAUUACAAGCUUCUGGACAAACUGGUUUGACAGAGAUCAAAACAAAAUGUGUUUUGUUGAAGGAAGAAGAAGCGUGUUUGCAGAGAAAACGUCAUUGAGUUUCAGUGAACAAGGUUUGGGUUUUGCUGAUACAAAUGAAAAGGAUUAUACAGACACAAUGCAUGUCUGUCGUCCAGAAUGUCACAAAUAAAGUUUGUUGUAUUGACUGUGUUAUGGAGAUAAAUUCAUAAAUAACCAUGGGAAUUUUUAGUUUUUAUGGAAAAGUCAAAUGACAAACUUUGAAUAAACCAUAACAUAAACAGCCAGAGUUUAUCUUUGCAUUAUUUAUUUGUAUUUAUUAACUUAAUUCUUUAAAAAAAAUCUGAUUUAUGUGUUUGGUAAAGCUUGGAUAUAGUCACACCUCAGGGCUUCGAGGUUUAGCCAAACAAUGCUUGUACAGUGACGCACUGGAGAACCAUUUCUA
Molecule: messenger RNA, 2537 nt
Organism: Xiphophorus maculatus (southern platyfish)
Lineage: Eukaryota; Metazoa; Chordata; Actinopteri; Cyprinodontiformes; Poeciliidae
Product: claudin-4-like
Exons: 1
Coding region: 402-1382 (326 amino acids)
Biological process (GO): cell adhesion; bicellular tight junction assembly
Cellular component (GO): plasma membrane; bicellular tight junction
Molecular function (GO): structural molecule activity
Source: RefSeq, a predicted model, not a curated record